AGGUGGACAAUGGCCGUGCCGGGCGACGUGGACGAGGGCGAACAUAGCUCCAUGGUGAAGGCCAUGCUACCACUUAUGAAGAGGGCGCUGACGUCCACGAACCCAUCUGUGGUACAGGCCUCUUUGGACUCCCUCAAGCGCAUGGAGCUAAUGUUCGAUCGGGGCGCGAUGGACCCGCACGUCGAGGCGCUCGCGGAGGUGCUCGAGAGGCAGUGCGUUCUGCCGGGUGGCGCGGCGCGCGCAGGCUCCAUCCUGGAGACCUUCGGGGCGCUCCUGUCCUCCGACGCCGCGUCUGCGCUGCGGCAGCGGCUCCCGCAAAUGCCGCCGCACGGGGCUGCUUCUUGAGGCCGCGUGGGUGCCCGGACGGCGCGCCGCUGGCGGGCGGCGCGGGACUUCUCGUCGUCAUCGUCCUCCACAUCUUCCUUCUCCUUCCUCCUCCUCCUCCUCCCCCUUAUUGUAUAUCAUUGUUCUCCGCUUGCAUGCGUCUUGCGCUUCGCGUCUAGGAUCCCCUCGUAGACAUGUAGCGACGCCUUUUGCGUCGCUUCAGCUAGUGCGUUGCCUCGCCGCCAGAGUCAGAUUUGAUUGCUGGGAGCGACGGUCGCGGUGGCAUCCGUGGUUCUGGACCAUAAUUCGGUUCGCGCUCCGCAUUCCAUGAGCUUUCUCCUGACGUCUGUUUUCUGGUGUCAGGGCUUGCAGUUGUUCUGUUCGUGCGCCAUCUGCAUAUUUGCCUGUCAUGCGAGUGUCCCCGUGUGCCCACGCCGUCAGUGUGGCGUUCGUAGGCACACUGGCGCUCACCGGCACGGUGCGGUGCUCGCGGACCAUUGGUGGCGCC
This is a messenger RNA of Prorocentrum cordatum, 832 nucleotides long. Lineage: Eukaryota; Dinophyceae; Prorocentrales; Prorocentraceae. The record is from the annotation of a GenBank genome assembly.